GAACCUGGGGUGGACAGCUCCCUCAUGAAAACACAAGAAAUUCAGCACCAUGGCGAUUUUAGUAGGUACAUAAGAGGACGGCUUAAAACACAUGCUACUUCUGGACACUUCUAAAGAAAGGAUUUUUGUAUGACACCUUUUUAUCAGCAACGAACGAGUUUCACUGCAGGACAAAUUGCGUCUCGUUUGAAAGGAUUAUCGGUGUGUAAGCUACAUUUGUGAGUUUGGGAAAACAUUUCACUCCUGUCGUACACCUUCGUUUUACACAUUAAUAUUACAUAUGAAGCGAAAACACGUUUUAAACGUAUGGUCGACCCGCCUGCUGUUCUGGCAGACGCUGACUAAUCUCCGACAGCAAAAGUAAAGCUGUUUGCAGAGCCAUUUAUUGUGAAGCCCGAUUGCUCUCUGUCAGAACAGGGAACAUGGCUGGAAAGGAAUUUGCUAUGACGAGAGUGCUGAGUGGAUUCGUAUGGCCGCUCCGCUCCCGUGGAAACUAGACGGCAGUGCAUUAAUACCUGAAGCACAACGCACCAUUUUAACACUUAGGUUGAACUACUUUUUUUCAUUGCAAUAAGGGAAUAUUUAUUCUUGGACAAACAUGGGAAAAGAGGAAUGCAAAACAAUGCUGGACGCCUUAAAUAAAGUGACGGCUUGCUACAGGCACCUGGUCUCCGCUCUUGGCAGCACAUCAGAUUCCCAGAACCUACGCGAGGAGCUUAAAAAGACUCGCAAGAAAGCUCAAGAGCUUGCUGUGGCCAAUAGGACUAAACUAACAGCAUUGCUGAAAGACAAAACCAUUAGCAAUGACGACCGAGCGGAGUACGAGCGACUAUGGGUGCUUUUUACCAGCAGUAUGGAAAUCUUAGAGGUUGAUAUGAAAAGGUCCCUGGAGAUCGGUCAAGAUUUCCCGCUGAAAGUGCCCACACGGCACUUCAUCCAGACGGGAAUGACUGGCAGCACCACAACAGUAGCAUCCCGAGCUAUGAGUGUGCAGAAUAUGAAAUAUGAAGCCGACGCAAACAUCGAUUUAACAGAUCUGAGAGAUCUGGAGGCUGAGAUUGCUCAGGUUGACCAGAUGAUGGAAGACAUGGAGAUGAAGGUCCAAGUGGCGCCUUGGGCGGUGGAAGCUAAGCAGGAAGCGGGAGCUGAGUUAAGAUCCACCGCUAGCAUUGGAAACUCAUCUGUUGGUGUCAUCUCACUUUGUGAGGAGGAAACGAAGGAACGGGGAAGCUGGACUGAUGGCGAAGCUGGACUGAUGAGGGUCUUCGCGGGAAUUAUUUUCACCGUAGUUUUACUUAUUGCUGGGAUUCUAGGAUACUUGAUUAUUAAUCUUUGAAUUAGAGUCAUGCUAAACGAAAGACCUCCUACAGCACUGUGGCCGAAAAUGUGAGCACGUCUACAUUUAUCUUAGCCUGCCAGGGUGUAUAUGGCUCGCACUAAAACGCAUUCAGGGUUAGAUUGUCCGUCUGAAUGUAGGCUACACGGUAGCAUUAUGUCACGAAGGAUAGCUUGACGAGCGCUGAAUUGAUUGCCGUUGUGUAUGUGAUAAGUGCGCUUCAUCACACUGGCAAUAUUAUAAUGCAGUUUUAAUAGGUCACGGGAACGUUUUUUUUUAUUGUAAGAGAAGAGUAGAUCCACAGAACGCCAUGCUCCACUGACAGCGUCGUGUAGUGGUUAAAAUAUCAAAACGGGUUAGGCAGAACAAAUCGUGUCCGUCAAGCAACGUUCCCGUCUCACUGAGAAAUAAUACGCGUCUUAACAGGGCUCUGAAAGAUUAUUGUAUUGGGUUCCUGCACAGUGAUAAUGAGGACCUUGAGAAAACACUAAGCUGUAGACAUUUUGAAAUUCCCUCAGUGGCUUUCGGUGUCAUGGGGCUCCCCAAUCACAGGAGCAGAUAGGUUAGACUAAUAAUUUAAUAGAAUUAUACUUGUAACUGAUAUAACCAGAUGGAGCCAGAUUUUUUUUUUUUUUAAUGAACAGUGUAGGGCUAAAUCUCACUAUGUUAGGCAUAUCCUAACAUAGUGACAUAUGUAGACAUAAAUCAACAUUUUGAGCUCAACUCAAUAAAUGCACUGCAAGCAUCUUUACUUUUAACAUGAAAACAAUGUUUCACAUUUAUCACUGGAGCCAGUAUUACAUUUAAAUCUGUAGUUUAGACCAGUUAUUUGUUAUGCGCUAUGUCCAUAUUUUGGACUGCACAAGCCUUAGUGUCUCAAGUAUUUUAAAAUGCCAUUUAGAUUUUACACUAGGAGUGUGGAACCAUAGUGUUUCUGUGCAUACUCAGCAAGAGUUAUAUAGUAAAUACCACAAAGUUCAAGGUGUACAUACAAUUUAUUUAUUUAUUACAAUAAAUAAUGUGAACAA
Molecule: messenger RNA, 2364 nt
Organism: Electrophorus electricus (electric eel)
Lineage: Eukaryota; Metazoa; Chordata; Actinopteri; Gymnotiformes; Gymnotidae
Product: regulator of G-protein signaling 9-binding protein
Source: RefSeq, a predicted model, not a curated record